AUGGCCUCCGUACAACGGCAGACGAAGGAGGUGCAAGAGCAGCGCCGCAAGCAGCUCCUGCUGUUGCUGAAGCAGCCAGGCAACGACGAGUGCAUAGACUGCACGGCACGCAACCCGACGUGGGCGAGCACAACUUUGGGUAUUUUUAUCUGCAUCCGCUGUAGCGGUCUGCACCGUCAGCUAGGCGUGCACAUCAGCCGCGUGAAGAGCUGCACCAUGGACCUGUGGGAGCCAGAGCAGAUCGCCUUUAUGGCACAGAUGGGCAAUCUGACGGCGAAGAAGAUGUAUGAGGCACUCAUACCGUCGAGUUACGUGAAGGCCGGCGAGAGAGAGUCCUCCGCCACCGUGAUGAAGUGGAUUCAGCUCAAAUACGUGCAACGCAAGUUUUAUCGCCCGCUGAGUGAAUGCAAGGAGGUUAGCGGGAGUGAAAGGCCUGCCCGUCUGGCUUCUACGUCAUCGGCGAUCACAGAGGAGAAGACACAUCAAACAGCGCGCUCGCCACGACAGCAAUUGACCACCUCGCAACAGAACUUUUUUGUGUGUCCUCCACAACAGGAAGUACGCCAACCACAACGGCGAGACGCCGCUGUUGCGUCGUUCACAUCCCCUAGAGAACGUACAAAGGAGGCGGCCACUGCCCCGACGAUUCAAAACAUCGCCCUUUACGGGGACGGGACGGUAGCGUCACAACAGACCCUGUACGCAGGGGAUCUCACGGGCACUAGAGAAACAGCCAUUCUGGACUGGCUUCGAUCUACCACGACGCCUAAUACGUCGGAGAAGUCCAUCUCAGAUGGCUGUCCGCAGGCCUCAGCACAGAACGGAUCGGUGCACGCAAAUGUUGCUGCGGCGGCAGCGAUGGCCCCAGUUGCUGCCAAUGCAAAGGUCUGCAUAAAUCGAGCAAAAGAAAACGUUGCUUCCUCUCCUCUACGGCGUGAUGCUUGUAGUGGUGCUACGACUGUGGAUGCUGGUGCAGCCGCAGACCGUGCCGCGGUCAUUUCGGGUGCAUCGCAGCGGAAGCCACACCAUCGCCAGGACACGUUCUCAACUGAUCUAUUAGAGGCUCCGUGUACGCAAGACGACCCUUCCGUUCCUGCAGCCGCUACUCCGCUGUCAUCCCCCACAUCUGGGCCCUUGACUCAGAAAAGGGAAAAUAUGCACGUCAAGAACGGCGUCGCCACUCACAGCGCAUCGAGUCACCAUUCCCAGCACCUCCCCCAUCAUGCACAUCACGACCACGCCGCCGCUGCUGCAUCGCCUUCGCCACGCGGCGGUGUUGCCGAGCACUCGCCGCGUCAUCAUCGGCGGAAGCGUGCUAACCUAGAAGAUGUAUUACAGCCGACUAGCACGAUUCUGCCCUCUACGUUAUCGCCUGCGCCGGCCGCCGCAGAGGUCAAUGCUGCUGCUGUUGCUCCAAUCGUGUCCACACUGCAGCGACAACGACAAAAACAGAGCGUGGAGCGCACGGCUGCUCCCCCGACGAAGGAUGCGACAGUAGACCUCACGGAUGCCGAUGUUUCUGUGCUGGCCUCUGCUCCGUUCGAACCAGCAGUCACCACCGCCAUUUGUGCGGCGCAGCCGUACGGCUCUGUGCCGUCAGGUGCGCUCGUUGCAGCGGUUCGGACCGCAAACGAUAGCGGGUUCGCUUCAAUGGCAGCAGUGGAGCCGUCGAGUCGAAUGACGUCUGCGCCGCUCGAGGUGCCGCGUGCGCAGUCGAUGGGAGUGCAGAAUCUUUCCACGGCGUCACGGCGCUCUUCGAACAGCACGGCUCCUACGCCAAAGCGGGCGUACUUUACCCAGCCCAUCCCCGCCGCUUCACUGCAGCUGUGCGAGGGGGUGCAGAACACCGAGCUCAAAAAGCCCGGUCAUUCUCGCCUGGCCCCGCGUGAGUCGUCGCAGCAACGUCGCCUCCUUUCUCCUGCGGUGCUGGCCAACGAAGCCGCGACACCGGAAAGGAGCCUCCCGCCGUCUUUUUUGGUGGACUCGAGAGCGACGGCUGCAGCGGAUGCGCGUCCACGCCCACCGUCGACCUCGCCGGAGUCUGCGCUGCACUUUUCCUUUAAUCGACGCCGCGCUUCACUGUUAUCACCCGCUGUGGACGAAGACGAGGGUAUAGGGGGUUGCCCUCCCCCUACCGCGCUGCGUCGACUGCCUGCGGAGGGCACCGGGACGCUGACGGAGAUGAUGGAGAUGCAGCGACAUUUGGAGGAGCAGCUUCGGAUGCUGAAGGAACGCUUUAAGCAAGGUGCCACCCACGUCCAAACGAGGGAAUGA
Molecule: messenger RNA, 2274 nt
Organism: Leptomonas pyrrhocoris
Lineage: Eukaryota; Euglenozoa; Kinetoplastea; Trypanosomatida; Trypanosomatidae
Exons: 1
Coding region: 1-2274 (757 amino acids)
Molecular function (GO): GTPase activator activity
Source: RefSeq, a predicted model, not a curated record